Molecule: messenger RNA, 606 nt
Organism: Lachnellula hyalina
Lineage: Eukaryota; Fungi; Ascomycota; Leotiomycetes; Helotiales; Lachnaceae
Gene: ypt-1
Product: GTP-binding protein ypt1
Exons: 5
Coding region: 1-606 (201 amino acids)
Molecular function (GO): GTP binding; GTPase activity
Source: RefSeq, a predicted model, not a curated record
AUGAAUCCCGAAUACGACUACCUCUUCAAGCUCCUCCUUAUCGGAGACUCUGGUGUAGGAAAGUCCUGCUUGCUGUUGCGAUUUGCAGAUGAUACAUAUACAGAGAGUUACAUCUCAACCAUCGGUGUCGACUUCAAAAUCCGAACGAUCGAGUUAGAUGGGAAGACCGUGAAGCUGCAGAUUUGGGAUACCGCGGGACAAGAACGUUUCCGAACCAUCACAUCUUCCUACUACCGAGGUGCUCACGGCAUCUGCGUUGUCUACGAUGUUACCGAUAUGGAUUCAUUCAACAACGUCAAGCAAUGGCUGCAGGAGAUCGACCGAUAUGCUACAGAGGGUGUCAACAAAUUGCUCGUAGGCAACAAGAGCGAUAUGUCAGACAAGAAGGUUGUGGAAUACACAGUUGCAAAGGAGUUUGCGGACAGCCUCGGCAUCCCAUUCCUCGAAACAUCAGCCAAGAACGCCAGCAAUGUCGAGCAAGCUUUCCUGACCAUGGCCCGCCAAAUUAAGGAGAGAAUGGGAACGACAACCGCAAACAACAAGCCAACAGUUCAAGUAGGACAGGGACAAGGAGUGAAUCAAGGAUCCGCUGGUGGCUGCUGUUAA